Punica granatum (pomegranate) is the source of this 1554-nucleotide messenger RNA. The record is from RefSeq and is a predicted model, not a curated record. NCBI's taxonomy places the organism in Eukaryota, Viridiplantae, Streptophyta, Magnoliopsida, Myrtales, Lythraceae.
ACUUCUCCUUCUCAGUUAAACCUGCUUCUUUACUUCUAGUUCACCUGAUUCACCAUGUGAGAUGUGAGAUUUGGAGGGCAAUAGGGAGAUUUGGCGACCGCGCUGAUGUUUACUUCUCGGUAGAAGCAGCCGUUGUUGUGAUGGGAACCGACACAAAUACUCUACAUUUAUUGAUUGGCUCUGAUUUCCACGGCCGAUGUAUGUUCGAGUUUCCGGUUUUGGGAUCAUCUGAUUAGUUAAUAGGUAAAAAUGUGGCGAGAUCCCAAAGAUUUGGUGAUCUUCGGAUACAUUAAGAACGUGGGCAUCGUUCUCCUAGGUAUUUCUUUUCGGAUCAUCCUCCAUAUCCAUCUCACGAUCUUGGAAAUGGUGGACUUUGGAAGUAAUGUAUACUUUCUGCUCGUGGAAAGGGAAUAGAGAACGUGUCUCUUCUAUAUACUGGAAACCCGCAGAACUAUUUGCUAACCAUUCGUUUGUCGUGUUCUUACAAUCACUGAUUGGCUGUUGUUAUGAAAAAUGGUUUCUUGAUCUUCUAUGUUGUUUUUUGUUGGAACUUUGACGUCGGGAAUUUCAUUCGAUUAGACUGAAACAAUAAUAAACUGCAACGUUUCCAAUAUUUGAGGGAGUAUCCAGCUGCAAUUAUCUAUCGGUUUCUUAGUUGCAAAUUGACAUUUUAGUGUCUUAGGCAGGAUUAUCUUUAAUGAUCUUACUGACACCACGAGUAAAAGUAAAUGAAGCUUAUUCAACUAGUAGUAUGCAUGGAUUUACAUACAUGGUUGAACUUUGAAUCGUUGAAUAUCUUGCAGUAUUGUCGCGUUUCCCAUGAUCUGUGAGGUAUUGUUCAUUGAGGCAUGUUCCACAGAUUAUCAUGCUUGAUGAUGCAUGGGAUCUGGAAUGCAAUACGUUUUGGCUGGAAAAGAGAGAUGUUGGAGUAAAAGCGGAGAAAGAUAUGCAAUGAUGUGUCGGAUUGUGCUAGAUGUUCUCUUGCCCCAAUCUUUUCAGCGACUCUGCAACCAAAAAAUGACUGAUGUUCACGGGAGGACAUUUGGAGUAUGGACUCUUUUAACAUGCACCCUCUGCUUUCUUUGUGCAUUUAAUCUCGAUAACAAGCCGCUUUAUCUGGUUACGUUCCUCUCGUUCAUCUACGCGUUCGGUCAUUUCUUGACUGAGUUCCUCAUAUACAAGACAAUGGCUAUCACGAAUAUGACUACUGUGGGUAUAUUUGCUGGAACAUCCAUAAUAUGGAUGCUGUUGCAGUGGAAUUCCCAUCAAAAGAAUCAUCAGAAACACAAUUGACUUCAACCAAAGGAAGGAAGAGAAGGCACUUGACUCGCUGCUUACGUAACCCUCAUGCGUCAUUUCAAAGUGUUUGGUUGCCGCAUGAAUCGGGCCUGUGACUUUCGUUACUGGAUAUUGGUAUGGUAGAUCAGGCUUCUGUGUACCUUAGACUAGUCCUUAUCUUUUUCUUGUUUGUGAAACUAUGCUCUACAAUUGAUCUAAUUGCGCCAUUUUUCUCCCCUGAUGCGUCUUCAAGCGAUCUUGAGAUCCAUUUGGACA